This is a messenger RNA of Thermothelomyces thermophilus ATCC 42464, 2464 nucleotides long. RefSeq lists its product as uncharacterized. Bases 253 to 2310 code for a protein of 685 amino acids. The transcript is spliced from 3 exons. The record is from RefSeq and is a predicted model, not a curated record. NCBI's taxonomy places the organism in Eukaryota, Fungi, Ascomycota, Sordariomycetes, Sordariales, Chaetomiaceae.
UAAAGUUAGUGGCGUGCCUGUGAAUACCCGCGUAAAGAGCCGGCGCAUUACUUCCGUACUGUGCCUACUUUCUUUCCAACCACCGAAGGCGUGCGUGGGCUCUCUGAACAGGCCCAACCACGAAUCUCGGCCUAGGUCGAGAAAUCGAGGAGAUACCACGCCAAAGUCAAGAAAUGACCCUCCCUAAGGGCCCAUAAUCGUAUUGUUGCAUUUUCUCUUCCUCCCAAUCGCACGAUCUCGCUGAUCGGUACGAUGGCGGGCCGACCUCGACGCCGUAGAGCCUCGUCGACUUCGACUACCGCACCCCUCGACCACCCACAGAUCCGGUGGACCAAGGAGUCCUUGGUACUUAAGCCGGCACCGCAACACGUGCCAGAUAGCGAAUGGCCGUGCUACGUCCUGACCGAUGCGACCAUAUACCGGAGCGACGGCAAGACGCUAGCGAACCCGCUCCUCGUCCACCUCGAGGGGCCUCUGAUCGUCCGCGGUCUCCUCGAGGUGGACGAGGAUAAGCUGGUCCCCAACCUCGUCAGGUCGAGCGUAAGGGCCGCCUACAUCGAAAUACCCCGUUCGGACCGAUACUCGAUCGGGGACGGGCCCCUCGUCCUGUGGGUUUCGGGCGCCGCGGGCUGGUUCGAGAUACGACCGUCAGCCCGAUAUCUGCCCAUGUACGAGCAGGUCCGAGAGGCCAUCACCCUCUACUACAGCGCGUUCGAAGUGUACGAGGCCUACGCGCAGGCGUGCGGCGGCAAGAAGAAGUCGCGAAGACCGCCGCCGCCGAGCCUGGACGAAGUGUUCCUCAAGUACGCCGUCAGGGCUGGCGACGGGAUCCUGCGCCACGAGGUCGAGGCUCUGUGCCAUAAAUGGGCCGACUUCCUUAUCCCCCAUUUCGACAAGGAGGUCGACCUGGACUGGAACACAACACGCUUUGCGAAGUGGCUGCGCGACUCCCACCCCGACGUACAAAAGAGACUGGCCGACAUCGCGCGCCGAGCGGCUUUACCCCCGCCGCCCCCGUCAGAGUCGCAGGAGUCUUCUUCUCGAGAUCAGGCGACGGGGAAUCGGGGAAGCAGGUCGGCAAGGUCAGGCAGCCGAAGUCUCGAGGUUGAAGACGGCGAUAUGCGAGGUUCUGCCCCGAGCCGCUCGCGCAGUCCGCAGUCGAAGUCUGCCAACAGACCCAAGCCCAGAACGAGCGGAACCCCGGUGUCACUGCCGGAGAAGUACAGGCAACUCACCCACCCCAUUAGCUCCAAAUCGUCUCCCGCGCCAGCGGAGACCCCCAAGACCGAUACGCCGAGAGACACGCCCACCUCCAACGUCGACCACGAAUCCUCAGUCGACCGGCUUCUCGAGAUCCUUAACGAGGUCGCGAGCGAGGUCGACAUCAAGAAGGCGGCACCAUCCAGGAUUCACUCGGCCGUCUACUUCAAGUGCAAGGUCCGCGCUUACUCCGGUGGUAAGGACAUCCUGGCCUAUUAUGCUAAGGACCUGCUGCCACGCCUGGGCCCCGAGUGGAAGGGCACCAUGUCGUAUCAGUGGCUGGCCGACGCCGCCAAGCGGCCCUGGAAGCCGACGGAGCCCAUGGAUCCGGAUAAGAUUCCCGCCCAGACACUCCGGCGAGAAAAGUCGAGCGCGACCUCCAAGGCGAGUUCGACAACAAGACCGGCCACGCAGCUUCCGCCGGCCAUCAACCUCAAGGCAAAGACGAAAAGCGCUUUGCAGCAUGACAGCGACUCGGAAGCCGAGUUUGCGGAUCUGUACGCAGGCCCGCAGCGCGGCCGUAGUAGGUCUGGGAAAGCGGCAACCCUGCGGCUGGCGACAAGCUCCAAAAAGCGCCCGCGGUCCGACCUCGACGACCAAGCUAACGGUGGCCAUCGGAGCGCGAAGACGGCUAAGGUCAACCACCUUAUCAGCGACGAGGACGACCUCGAGGACGAUGUCGAGGACAAAGAGACUGGUGAUGACGAAGUCGCGGCCGGCGAGGAGACGCUCGUCGAUUCGCGUCUGCCCGUGCCCGAGGGCGCGGUCCGAGUCGUCGUGCACGCCGAGCGGCUGCCCACGACGGUACCGAGCGGGCCCGAUGGCACCUGGACGUGCGACCAGGAAGGCUGCACCUAUGUUGUCAGGUCGGCCGACGAGCAGGAAGCGCAGGAUCUGAUUCGGGAGCACUUCCGCGACCACGAGGCCCAGGCGGAGAAGAUCAGUCUAGCGGUCAGGGAAAGCCGCGGCCAGAUGCCCAUCAAGUACGCUUACUUUCCCCCUAUUCUCUUGCUCGUCCAUAUGCACAACCCCAGCCUCGAGCGUACAUGACCUCGAGCAGAACCUUUAUUGGUUACUAGUUGCUCAUUCGCAGGCCCAGAGGGCUCUGCCACCGACCUACUACGCCGUGGGCAGUCAAGUUCGGCUAUCCACCUUGCUUUGAGAACCCGCGCAGCUCUUGGCGGCUCAAAUGCUAAUUGUCAAC